AUCGUGUCGAAGCCAACUUGUUUCAGAAUAUCCAAAGCCAGAGUCCGUAUUUUUGUAUCCAGCAAGACUGACGUGGCAUAUUGUUAUGUUUUGAUUAGUUAACAAACACCGCAACACGAAAUCCUUCCAGUCUGGGCAUCGGCUGCAUAAAAAGGCCCCACAAAAUCACAACGCAACAAGAACGAAAAGUGUACGCACGGCAAGGCGGCGGGGAUCGUGGGCAAACAGGACAGGCAGUAACUGACCGUAGGAGGAAAGGUCAAAAUUCGGGCACGUCAAUAGGAAGAAACAACUCGUUAGCCGCAACAACAUCGUGAACAAAACCUCACGCCAGCACAAUGGGAUUGACAAUUUCAAGUGUGUUAACCAGAUUGUUUGGGAAAAAACAAAUGCGCAUCUUGAUGGUCGGACUGGAUGCGGCCGGUAAGACCACGAUUCUGUACAAGUUGAAGCUGGGCGAAAUCGUAACCACCAUCCCGACGAUUGGGUUCAACGUCGAAACGGUCGAAUACAAGAACAUCUGCUUCACCGUCUGGGACGUGGGCGGCCAGGACAAGAUUCGGCCGCUCUGGCGCCACUACUUCCAGAACACGCAGGGUCUGAUUUUCGUAGUGGACUCGAACGAUCGCGAGCGAAUUGUCGAGGCGGAAAAAGAGCUGCACAGCAUGCUACAGGAGGACGAGCUGCGGGACGCGGUGCUGCUCGUAUUCGCCAACAAACAAGAUCUGCCGAACGCAAUGACGGCCGCCGAACUGACCGACAAACUGCACCUCAAUCAGCUACGGAACAGACACUGGUACAUUCAAGCGACCUGCGCUACACAGGGCCAUGGUUUGUACGAAGGCUUAGACUGGCUGUCGAACGAGCUGGCCAAAAAGUGAUGAUAAUCGCGAGGUGGUGACCUGUAGGAGAGGAAUAUUUCUUUUCUUAUUAUUAAGACGCCGGUGUAUCGCUCAUAACUUGUAUGCAUUGUUUCGUAUAAUAAAUAUAGCGAUGGAAAACAGUCCAUUCGAACGGUAGCGAUACGCUCUUGGCGCAGCACCUCCUGCGCGGCGCUGUUCUCCGUUCCAUUCCAA
Molecule: messenger RNA, 1076 nt
Organism: Anopheles bellator
Lineage: Eukaryota; Metazoa; Arthropoda; Insecta; Diptera; Culicidae
Gene: Arf102F
Product: ADP-ribosylation factor 2
Exons: 4
Coding region: 339-881 (180 amino acids)
Biological process (GO): intracellular protein transport; vesicle-mediated transport
Cellular component (GO): cytoplasm; plasma membrane
Molecular function (GO): GTP binding; GTPase activity
Source: RefSeq, a predicted model, not a curated record